AUGGCAGACUCAAAGCCUCCAGCAGGAACCUCCAACUUGGAGCAGGCAGACUAUGACCUCAUGGCUAGCCUUCUGCGCCAGAAUAGUGACUAUGUCCUAUUUAUCAAGAUGGAGUAUGAUAGCAUGCUGAGUGGGCCCCAAGGUUCAUUGAAAUUUGAUUUCGCUGGACUUGGGGAUGGGGGGAAUACCAGUACUCCUUUACCUCCUAUAUCUAAUGAUUCUCCAUUUUCGGGUCUGGGGGGAGGAUAUGGGGUUCCUCUAACUCCAUCGCUGAAUAGGAAUACACACCUUUUACCCCAGGUUCCGAAAAUCUCCUCAUUUUCAGGAGAUGAGUCACCUCAACGUGGUGAAACCACAUAUGAGGGAUGGCGAUACGAGGUCAGGUGUCUAGCAUCUGACAGCACCCUGUCCGAAGAGCUUGUUCUUCAGGCUAUAAGGAAAUCACUCAGGGGUAUCGCUCGUCAGACUCUUAUACCUUUAGGUCCUAUGGCAACUUUGGAUGAAGUUCUGAAAAAGUUGGACACCUUCUUUGGUAAUGUAGCUUCUAAUGAAGUUGUAUUACAGCAGUUCUAUUCUGCUACACAGAAAGAAGGUGAAUCUGUCACCGCAUUCGUGUGCAGACUAGAGGCACUGUUGCAGCUUGCCAUAAACAGUGGACAUGUAAGCCCUUCAGCCAGGGAUGACAUGAUCCGAUCCAAAUUUUGGACUGGCUUGCGCUGCGACAGAUUGAAAGGCCAGACGCGUCACAAGUAUGACUCUAUUAAGUCAUACGACUUGCUGUUGAGGGAGGUUAGAGCGGUAGACCUAGAGCUCAACCCAGCACAGAAAGCGGCCAAUAAGCCUACAAAGGCUAAAGCCCAACACAGCCCUAUACAAGUUUCGGAGAGUGAUAAAAAGCCUGACAAGCUCAGUGAGCAGGUAAGUGCCUUGAUGACCACAAUCAAGUCUCUCGAAAAGAAACUUGAGGGUACUG
Molecule: messenger RNA, 973 nt
Organism: Pecten maximus
Lineage: Eukaryota; Metazoa; Mollusca; Bivalvia; Pectinida; Pectinidae
Product: paraneoplastic antigen Ma2 homolog
Exons: 2
Source: RefSeq, a predicted model, not a curated record